CGAACGUUUCUACUUCCGGUUCACUUGACACAACGUCCGUGUACCCUCGCCACACUACUUGCAGUUCUUUCGUGUUCUCUUAACCAAACGAGCUCCUCCAAAGUAUUUUAAUCGGUGUACCACAGACGUGAAUGAAGAAGAUAUAUACUCUAGAAUGUGCGAUCACACCCACGUUAAACAGGAGGAGGAGUCGGUGAUGCCGUACAUCAAACAGGAGGCGGAGCCAGAGACACCCUACAUUAAAGAAGAACAGGAAGAUAAAAUCUCCAAAUUUUCAAAGACUGUCAGUGUAAAGAGUGAAGAAGACGAAGGUGCAAGCGAAGAGACCGGAGCAGUGAAACAUUCGAGCGGCAGCUCAUUUCAACACCUGACAACAAAAGGAGAGGGACGAUCGCAACCGGAUGGCCUAUUAGCACCGCUUUCGGGCAGCGACGACUUAACAUCACAUUCUUCUGACUUUAACACAGAUGAGGAGGAGGAUGCCUUUGACCAAAAUGCUUUGAAAUCGACCAACAAGUCAUCAUUGAAGAAAGACAGUCAAAAAGGCGCAGCAAGGAAAGCAUUUCCCUGUUUACUUUGUGACAAAAGUUGUUCUCAGAAGACUAAUUUAGAACAGCAUAUGCUUACACACACCGUAGAAAAGCCUUUUGUCUGCACAUAUUGUGGUAGAGGAUUCAGCUUGAAGACAAAUUUAAAGAGACACGUGCAAAGACACACUGGAGAGAAGCCUUUCCCCUGCUCAGUUUGUGGUAAAAGAUUCACAGAUAAGGGAACUUUAAACAGACACGCAAAAUACCACACUGGAGAGAAGCCUUUUGUCUGCACAUUUUGUUGCAAAAGAUUCACCGAAAAGAGAAAUUUAACCCAACACACAAGAACUCACACUGCAACUCGCACUGGAGGGAAGCCUUUCCCCUGCUCAGUUUGUGGUAAAAGAUUCAAAGAGAAGGGAACUUUAAACAGACACCAAAGAACGCACACUGGAGAGAAGCCUUUCCCCUGCUCAGUUUGUGGUAAAAGAUUCACAGCUAAGGGAACUUUAAAGGGACACACAAGAACUCACACUGGAGAGAAGCCUUUUGCCUGCUCAGUUUGUCAUGAAAGAUUUGCAGAGAAGAGAACUUUAAGCAGACACGCAAGAAUGCACACUGGAGAGAAAGCGUUUGCCUGCUCACUUUGUCAUCAAAGAUUCACUCAGAAGAGCCAUUUGGUGUCGCACGCAACAAGCCACACUGGGUAAUGAAUAAUUUCAUGAUAUGUCGACUGACAAUUUGAUGUAGAGUGCGGCGUAUGGUCUGAGCACUAACAGGCUGACACCUCACCUUUUCAAUCUCUGCACCAAUGCUGACAGCACUCCUGUAACAAGUCACUCGACAUUUGGGAGGGAAAAUGAAAAGCAGUACACAAUUUGGACAUUGAGGGAUGUACGUUUUUUCAAUGGGGUGUACUCACUUUUGUUGCCAGGGGUUCUGAUAAUAAUGGCUAUAUUUUGAGUUAUUUUGAGGGAAAAAUCAACUCUAUUAUAUAAGCUGCACACAGACUAGUUUUCUUUGUCUCAAAGUGUCAUUUCGUCAAUGUUGUCCCAUGAAAAAUUAUACUUAAAUAUCUGCAGAUAUGCGAGUGGUGUACUCACUGUUGUGAUACACUGUAGAACACAAUAUGAUUUUAAGCAAAAUUCUUUACAGCACUGAGGUUGAGAAAUGCUUUUCUGAAAUGUGAUACAUUUCUCAAUAUAGUUAAUGUGCACUUUGGACUUAUUUUUGUUCAUUUACCUAUAUUAUGCUACUUAGUUAUUUCCCUAUAAUAGAGAAGCCAAUGUUUGCGUUAUCUUCAAAAUAUAUUCCA
Corythoichthys intestinalis (scribbled pipefish) is the source of this 1845-nucleotide messenger RNA. Its product is annotated as gastrula zinc finger protein XlCGF8.2DB-like. Gene Ontology annotation, cellular component: nucleus. Bases 155 to 1240 code for a protein of 361 amino acids. The transcript is spliced from 2 exons. The record is from RefSeq and is a predicted model, not a curated record. Gene Ontology annotation, biological process: regulation of transcription by RNA polymerase II. Lineage: Eukaryota; Metazoa; Chordata; Actinopteri; Syngnathiformes; Syngnathidae. Gene Ontology annotation, molecular function: DNA-binding transcription factor activity, RNA polymerase II-specific.